CUGUUCAGAGUAAAUUUGAAUUGCUCCAAAAAUGACGCUGAUUACGCACAUGACGCCAGAAGCUCAAGAGAAGCUUAUGGUGAAAGUACGCAACUGGCUGGCUUGGGAUAAAAAUGAGAAAACACAUGCAGAAAUCAGUAAGCUAGCUGAAGAGAAGAAUUAUCCGGAGCUUGCUGUGAGAAUGAAUGGACGACUACUGUUUGGUACUGCAGGUAUUCGAGCCCCUAUGGGAGGCGGAUUUGCUCGUCUGAGUGACUUGACGGUCAUCACCGUCACCCAUGGAUUCGCCAGACAUGUCCUUGAAGAGCUAAAUGGCAAGACACCAACUGGGGUAGCCAUCGGUUAUGAUGGAAGGCAUAACAGCAAGAGAUUUGCUGAACUUGCAUCGAACGUCUUCAUCUGCAAUGGCAUUCCGGUGUAUCUUUUCAGCGCUGUGUGCCCGACCCCUGUCGUGUCAUGGGCCACGAUCAAGCUGAAGUGCGACGCGGGACUGAUCAUAACUGCAUCACAUAACCCGAAAGAAGACAAUGGUUACAAGGCUUACUGGAAUAACGGAGCGCAGAUUAUUGGACCUCAUGACACAGAAAUUAUUCGAAUCGCCGAAGCAGAACCAAAACCACGUGAUGAAUACUGGGAUACCCAUUCACUUUCAAGCAACCCGCUCUUGAAAUCUGCUGAUGUAACCAUUGAUCCUUACUUCGAAGUUGAGAAAUGUCUCAUCUAUCACAAAGAAAUCAACCAAAAAACCCCACUGAAGAUUACCUACUCGGCAUUCCAUGGUGUUGGUUUCCAUUAUGCCAAACGUAUGCUUCAGGAAUUCGGUUUUCCCGUAGAUCACUUCUUCUCAGUCAAGGAGCAACAAGAGCCGAAUCCCGACUUCCCAACCGUUCCAUUCCCCAAUCCAGAAGAAGGCCACAAGGUCCUAACCCUGUCCUUCAAAACCGCCGAUGCCAAUGGAUCGACCUUUAUCAUUGCAAAUGAUCCAGAUGCUGACAGGAUCCAGAUCGCUGAAAAACAGAAAAAUGGGCAAUGGCGCGUAUUCACAGGCAAUGAGAUGGGAGCUCUUCUGACAUGGUGGGUUUGGACAAAUUGGCACAAGGCCCAUCCGAAUGCCAAUAAAUCCGAUGUCUAUAUGAUCAACAGCGCUGUUUCGUCACAGAUUGUGAGAACAAUCGCUGAUGCUGAAGGGUUCAAGAAUGAGCUGACUCUGACUGGUUUCAAAUGGAUGGGUAACAAAGCUGAUGAACUACGCGCAAAGGGAAAGACUGUGAUAUUGGCUUGGGAGGAGAGCAUCGGAUACAUGCCUGGACAUACGUUAGACAAGGACGGAGUCAGCGCCGCCGGAAUGUACGCUGAAAUGGCAGCUUGGUUAGAAACGCAAGGAAAAACCAUGCAGGAUCAACUGUUCGAGAUUUACCACAAAUAUGGUUUCCACAUGGUACGCUCAUCCUACUGGUAUACACCAAGCCCUGAUGUGACCAAAGAAUUGUUUGCUUCACUAAGGAAAAACAUGAAGUACCCCGAGAAGAUCGGACACAGUGCCGUGACUACCGUACGCGACCUUACUAUUGGCUAUGACAACUCAAUGCCAGACAACAAACCAGUGCUUCCUCUUUCCACCACAUCCGAAAUGAUCACAUUCAACUUGGCCAGUGGAAAUGUUGCUACUUUGCGUGCAUCGGGCACAGAGCCAAAAAUCAAGUAUUAUAUUGAACUUAAGACCGCCCCUGGAAAGAAGGAGAGUGAUCUCGCUGAGGUGACGAAAGAAUUGGAACAGUUGGAAAAAGAUGUAGUCGAGACGUUGCUACGACCAAAGCAGUUUGGUCUCAUCCCCCGCAAAUAAAUAUUUAUCUUCAGUAGGAGUAGUUAGCUUUUAACAUUAUCGUAGUUUGAGAAUAAAGUUAACAUGCUUUUCUCACUCCUCUCGUUCCUCUCACUUGAUGAUUCCAAAUCAUUCGUUCUAUAUAACUCAAUUGUGAUUAUUUUUGCAUUUCUCCCUCAACGUGGCAAACUGGUUUCGCGACAUAGACCAUUAUUCGUACGGUUCUACCGUGCAGUCCGAUUGUUCACUUAUCAACUUACAUUUACUCAUCUCACUUAGAUGUUGCAGAUUUGAAUAUCUGAGAAUGUUGCUACGUUAAUAAAGUAACAGAGCUUA
Molecule: messenger RNA, 2158 nt
Organism: Cylicocyclus nassatus
Lineage: Eukaryota; Metazoa; Nematoda; Chromadorea; Rhabditida; Strongylidae
Source: the annotation of a GenBank genome assembly